This is a messenger RNA of Sciurus carolinensis (gray squirrel), 1369 nucleotides long. RefSeq names its product chromosome 11 C11orf52 homolog (gene C11H11orf52). The transcript is spliced from 4 exons. The record is from RefSeq and is a predicted model, not a curated record. NCBI's taxonomy places the organism in Eukaryota, Metazoa, Chordata, Mammalia, Rodentia, Sciuridae. Gene Ontology annotation, cellular component: extracellular exosome. The coding region runs from base 296 to 730 and encodes 144 amino acids.
AUCUAGUGGAGAAACGUUUCCUAAGGAAAUACAGAGUCCUUUUCCAUCUUAGAUUUCUUUUUUAUUUGAAGCUUAAAGCUCAAAGUUCAUGGUUUCAUUAAAAGAAGCCUCAAAUCCCAAAGGUGAGAUAGCUGUCACCUGGAGCCUCUGUAUGUUGUUCCACCCUUGGCUGGAAACAGUCACCUGGGAAUCAUUCCAGCAGGUGGCUUCCAAAGUCCAACCUGCUAGGUUGAAAUCUGACACUGACAGAGACUCCCUGGGAGCUGCCACCGAAAGCUGAACCAGGAACCAGGAAAUGCGCAAGCCUCUUUAUGUCGGAAAAACAGCUGUGCUCCUUGGGAGACCAUACGCCAUGGGAAACCAGCUCUGCUGCAGAGGAAGCUGGAGCUGUCCUUCAACUUUCCAGAAGAAAAAGAAAACAGGGAACCAAGCAAGACGCACAUUGAAGCAGCAGCAACAGCUGCAGCAGAAUUGCACAAAGGACCAUGAAACAAGAGGACAUAUGUAUGAGCAGGUGUUACAGCAGCCCAUCUCUCAAAAGAGGAGUCAAGACCUCACGUUGGAAGAGAGCAACUUACAUUAUGCAGACAUUCAAGUGUGUAGUCUUACCCAGCCACGCUCUGCCAGUGAGGUGAAACACUGGUAUUUAGAAAAUGCUACAGAGUAUGCCACCCUUUGCUUCCCCCAGGCCACAACUCGAUAUGACAGCAAGAAUGGGACUCUGGUGUGAGCCUCCAGAGGAAGGACAUUUUCCAUCAUUUUGCCACUACUCCUGUGGGGAGAAUCCACUGCUUUGGGGAAUUGGGUGGCCCAGAGAUGUUGGCCACCCUUUAAUCUUAAAGAGUUCUAGAGCCCUUUGGAAUUGUGGAUGUCUCCAGCCUGUCUCCUAGGCUUAUUUGCCAUCGUUAGUUGUGGUUGGGUUAGUUACGGGUGGAAGAGUUCAACAAAAAAAGGUUAAGUGGACUGUGCAGAAAGGUAGGUCUUUUGACCCCUAACAUUAUUCGGGCUCUGAAGUGCAGAAAGAACAGGUUAUAGUUCAUGAUAAGCUGAUCAUGUAAAGUUUUAUUUAAUGGUAUCUCUUUUACACACCUUAAACUCCAAAGUUGAAGAGGAGAUGCUCUGGAAAACCAUUCUGAACUUUUGCACACAGCCUCCAGGGUUGGCUUGGGCAGUUCCCUCAGUGGCGGGGUCAACGGUUCCACACCUAGGAAGGCUAAUGGGGGCAUGGGGGCACGGAGGACGCUUUCUCCAACCACUGACCACUGAGAACUUCAGGUCACCAAACAUCUUGGAGAAACCCGGAAACUCCUCUUGGCUGAACUGGUAGCUAUUGCCCCGUGGAGCCGCUAAAUGAAUAAAUGGCGUGAGG